This is a messenger RNA of Myxocyprinus asiaticus (Chinese sucker), 1245 nucleotides long. It is a transcript of the gene tmem177, whose product is annotated as transmembrane protein 177. Lineage: Eukaryota; Metazoa; Chordata; Actinopteri; Cypriniformes; Catostomidae. The transcript is spliced from 2 exons. The record is from RefSeq and is a predicted model, not a curated record. Bases 90 to 1022 code for a protein of 310 amino acids.
GCCGUGUUUCCAUAACAGGUAGCGUGCUGUCCUUGUGAACAUGAGCACGAAUUAGCCAUUUGGCCCUGUGUACAACAGCAGAAGAAGCGAUGGCUUCGCCCUUUCUGAGAUUCUCUGUACUGAUUCAGAAGUAUCGGACACCACUGCUCCUGGCUGGAUGUGGGGGCAUCUUCUCUGCCAACAUUUUCUACCAUGUUUUCCCAGAUCAUACAUACAGAAAAGUGUACCAGGCCUGGCACAAAGGUGAACCAGCCAGUCUGUCUGAGAAGCUCAAGAGUGUCUUUGAGGAGGUGCUGAAUGAUUCUGCUGUCAACUCAACUGAUAACUUCAGUGCGUUUGCCGCCUUUGGAUUUCAUCCGGUAGGGGCGGGUGUCCCAUGGCUUCCCUCUGGAGCUCAGAUUGGCAUCCCUGCCAACUUCAACAGCACCACUGACGAUCCGUCAGGCAUCACCAAUCGUACUAUACUCAUCAAUGGCAAAGAAGUGGAGUGGGCCAGCGACUCGGGAACUGCUCUCAAAAAUUCCCUGGUGUUCUCUCCGGAGGCGCAGAAGUUUGCUAUAGCCCGAGAAGUGGCCCGGCUGGCGAACGGGGGUCCGGUCUUGCAUGCUGCAGUGGCUCCUGUGUGUCUGGCGGGGGCUUGUGUAUAUAGCGUAGCCCUCAAGCAAAUUUUUGGCCUACAUGCUGGGUCCAUCAUCCUCAGGGCGGGUGUUAAUGUCGUGGCUCUGGGUUUGGGAGUUGUGUCAUAUAUCCUGGCCUCUGAUGCUCUCAGCCAGUGGUUGGACUACCACUCGGACCGCCGUGCGGCAUGUCUGUCUAGUGACUAUGCAAAGGGUGGCAUAGAGUUCUAUGAGAAAAUCCUGACACGAAACAAGACCCUGCGCACUCUGAUGGGACCUAAAGGUGAAGAGAUGUAUGCUCCCAGUGGAAACUUGUUUCCUGGUCACAUGCUGAAACUCAGACACGCACCUUACACAUCUAGACGAGAUGGGAUUUUAAAUAUUUUGAAAAACGAGAACGUGUGAACUCCAUAUAUUUUAGUUAAACUAAAUCAUAUGUAAAGGAAUAGCUCUUGGAGUAUACCAUGUAAAAUUGUAUUGGGUACAUGUAUUUUAAGGAAAUGUGUUUAACUGUGAUGCGGUUGUUAUAACACUGUUAUAAAACUAUAACAUGUACUUGAGGGCUUUCAAGAUAAAACACACCAUUGUUUGAAACCACUUCUCUCUCAAUAAAUUAUUUACAAGAUUA